AUGCCGACGGACUCCGCGCCGCCGAGCGCAGCAGCGUCACUGUCUGAAGACGACCGCCUGCUCGUCGCCCACUGCGCCGCGCUCACCUUCCCCUCCAGCUCCCCCACCACCGCCGCCGCCGCCGCCGCCUCCUCCCCCUCCGCUUCCUUCCAGGUGCACCAUGCGUCCCACCCCUACCCCUGCGCCGCCUUCGCCUUCCCGCCCUCCUGGUCCGCCGCCGACUGGAUGGGAGGCGACGGCGGCCGCCCGCCGUUCGGGGACGCCGAGGUGGACCCGGCCCUGUUCCCGUCACUCCGUGCUGUCGGGAGCGGCAUCCCCGCGCGCACCAACGCCGCCUUCCUCGCGGCCUUCCGCCGGCUGCUCGACGGAUCGACGCUCCAGUCCGAGGUGUCAAGAGCUGUGGCGGAGGAGAAACGUGUAGUAUUCACAGGCCAUUCAUCAGGAGGUUCAAUAGCCACCCUUGCUGCUAUAUGGUUUCUUGAGAAGUGCACCAGACGAGGAAGUGUUAAUCAAGCACACCCAUUUUGUGUGACCUUUGGGGCUCCUCUUAUUGGAGACAAUAUCUUCAACCAUGCUGUUAAAAGAGAGGGCUGGUCACAGUGUAUUUUGCAUUUCCUUCUUCCACUGGACAUUGUCCCACGCAUACCACUGACUCCGCUUGCGUCCUUCAGAGAAGAAAUUCAAGCUGUUCUGGAUUGGUUCUCUCCUCAGACGCCAAACAACUCCCCUGCUGGGAGGUCUCUUGUCAUACCUGGAUAUUAUGAAACUUUAUUGAGAAGCACACUAUCUAUUGCCAGCUAUGAAGCCUGUUCUUUCAUGGGAUGUACCAGCUCCAUCCUAGGGACAUUGACUUCCUUCAUUGACCUCUCCCCUUACAGACCCUGUGGAACUUAUCAUUUCUUGACAAGCAGUGAGCAAUUGAUUGUUCUCACAAAUUCAGAUGCUGUACUGCAGUUGUUAUUUUACUGCCUUCAGUUGGAUCCCCAACAACAACUGCUUGAUGCUGCUGCUAGAAGCUUAAGUGCUCACUGGCAGUAUGAACCAAUUAAAGAGUGCAUGCAGGAUAUAAUCUGUGUGGAUUACCUGGGAACAAUCUCAUCAACUGUUCCUGGUAGGCAGACAGAUAGAGUGGCCAUUGGAAGCAUUGAAUUAAGCAGGGAAGCUAUACUGCACCUUUCUGCAGCUGCGCAAUGGGAGAAGCAAAGACAGAGAAACCAAACAAAAAUAGAUGAAAGCUGCCAAAAGAUUCAGGAAGCCCUCGGGUCCCUAAACGAGUACAAAAGAUCAAGGGAACUCCGUGGUGUUAGCUACUACGAUUCCUUCAAGCUCCAACGUGAGGUGCAUGACUUCGAUGCAAACGUGCGGAGGCUGGAGCUAGCUGGCCUCUGGGACGAGAUAGUGGAGAUGUUGCGGAGGCGUGAACUGCCGGACGGCUUCGAGGCUCGUGAGGAGUGGGUGAGCCUGGGGACCUUGUUCCGUCGCCUGGUCGAGCCGCUGGACAUCGCCAACUACUACCGGCACUCCAAGAAUGAGGACACCGGCUCCUACCUCUCCAAGGGGCGGCCGAGGCGGUACAAGUACACGCAAAAAUGGCAUGAGCAGCUGCAGCGCGCUCCCGUUGGGUCCAGCCUCGAGUCCUGCUUCUGGGCGGUGGUCGAGGAGCUCCAGGCCGAGAUGGCUGACGGCAGGGCGUUCGAGGACCUGAGAGACCGGGUGGUUAAACUUGAGAACGAUGCACAUGGCUGGUAUAACUCUGGAAGUUUGGGCAAGGACGUGUUUCUGGGGAGCUCGUCUUUCGUGGCGUGGUGGAGGACGCUCCCGGAGCAGCAUAGGUCGGCGUCAAGCAUUGCGAAACUUGUAUCUCUGUAA
Miscanthus lutarioriparius is the source of this 1869-nucleotide messenger RNA. NCBI's taxonomy places the organism in Eukaryota, Viridiplantae, Streptophyta, Magnoliopsida, Poales, Poaceae. The record is from the annotation of a GenBank genome assembly.